GUGCCAGGCGAGGACACUUUUCCCCCACAAGACUACCGUAAUUUCCUGUUAUGAACACUGAGUAAUCUCCAAGUUUGUACCCCGGACAUUCGCUGAUGAUAAAUCACCUUAAAUCUUCUAAAGAAAAUAGUGAUUUUUAAUUUUUCAUUUUGGGGGUAAAAUCGACGGGUGAUAUCGGGUGGGCGAGGACUUAGCGCCCCGUGGAAACUUGACUACCGAAUGUAUACUGUGGGUGGUACAGUCAUUGGUCUUGCUGUGUGUGUAUACAUUGUGUACGUAGUACGUGUAUGUAGUACGCAGUAGUAACGCUGCAACUUUAGAACUCUGUGCAGUUUGCUGCCACAAACUUUAGGACAAAAUGGCGGAUUACAAGGCAAGAAGGCGUGAUCAUCGGGACAGAGGUAGACUCAGUCCUGGCGACAACAACGGAGAGGCAGAUAGUUUAGACUCUUCUGGAACACCUUCCAAGCUGGAUAUUUCAGGGGAGAGUCGUGUUGCGGCAAGACGGAGGGAGAGGGAACGGGCAGCCGCCGCUUCAGACUCGGCUGGCGAUGGGGACGAAAGCCGCGGAGCCUCCGGUGGGUCCAGCAGCCGUAAAGCUAAAGACAAAAAAGGCACGGACUCGGCGAAAGGGGGAAGGUUUGCUCACAGAAAAAUGAGGGAAAAGAGACGAGGAACUGGAGUUGUUGUUCUUGAGGAUGAUGAUACAGCCAAUGCCACAGCGAGUGUCAAGGCCACCACUGAUUACAAUGAAGAAGUCACUAAGAAAGCUGACGCUGAAGCUGACCACCACGGUAACGGAACAACAAAUUCAUAUGAGACCCCUACUCAAAGAAGACAAGCCACGCCCAUCAGAGAUGAUGAAUCAGCCAAUGGCAGCGGAGACAGCUCAAGAAUACGUGCAAGGAGGAGGCAAGGUAGAGAGAGCCUGGAUACACCCUUGAAUACAGGCAGUCCAUCUUCACCUAGGUCAAUACUACGAAGAGAGGUCGAAGGGAGGACGGCAGAAGAAUGGAAGAGGAUGUAUGACCGGGAACACAGGGAGAAUCGACGGCUGACGAGGAGACUACACGAGGCCGAGGAGAAAGCAGCUCGAUUGGAGGAUGAAAUCCAGAUAUUGACUGAAGAUCUGAAGACGGUAGAUGAAGAGCUGGACAGAUCAAGGGAAGAUAACCGUGCAUUAAACAAGGCAAUGUCUAACCUACGAAGUUAAUUCAUCCUCUAGAAAACUUCAGCACUUAAUAGGAACAAACAAAUUGAUGUAAAUAGAUCAAGCUUUAACAGUGGUCAAGACAGCAGCAGUUCAUCUCUAGUAGAUUCAGUCACUUCCUACUGCUUGGUCCUCACCAAGAAUCUCAAAGUUUCCUUCAGAGCAAACAGAGUGCAAGGUACCGUUUCCUAUAGGAGACUUUCUGGGACGAUAGGUGGCAGCAGACUUACCGGGUAAAGCCAUUGUUCUCAGAAUUAUGCGCAUG
This is a messenger RNA of Asterias rubens (European starfish), 1475 nucleotides long. Its product is annotated as PRKC apoptosis WT1 regulator protein-like. NCBI's taxonomy places the organism in Eukaryota, Metazoa, Echinodermata, Asteroidea, Forcipulatida, Asteriidae. The coding region runs from base 359 to 1213 and encodes 284 amino acids. The transcript has 7 exons. Gene Ontology annotation, cellular component: cytoplasm. Gene Ontology annotation, biological process: positive regulation of apoptotic process; apoptotic process. The record is from RefSeq and is a predicted model, not a curated record.